Messenger RNA from Perca fluviatilis (European perch), 5455 nucleotides. It is a transcript of the gene ppm1bb, whose product is annotated as protein phosphatase, Mg2+/Mn2+ dependent, 1Bb. The coding region runs from base 53 to 652 and encodes 199 amino acids. The transcript has 4 exons. The record is from RefSeq and is a predicted model, not a curated record. Gene Ontology annotation, molecular function: phosphoprotein phosphatase activity; magnesium ion binding; manganese ion binding. Lineage: Eukaryota; Metazoa; Chordata; Actinopteri; Perciformes; Percidae.
ACAUAGAUGUAAAUGUCCUCUUUAUUUCGUCCUGCAGGGGAGCAGGGACAAUAUGAGUGUGGUGGUGGUGUGUUUACCCGGCGCUCCCAAGAUAUCGGAGGAGGCUGUGAAGAAAGAAGAGGAAUUGGAUAAGUACCUGGAGACCCGUGUUGAGGAGCUACUGGGGAACUGUGGAGAGGCGGGAGUCCCUGACCUGGUGUCUGUCCUGAGGAGCAUUGCCACAGAGAACAUCCCCAACCUUCCACCUGGCGGAGGCCUGGCCAGCAAACGGAGUGUGAUCGAGGCGGUGUACAACAAGCUGAACCCUCACAGAGAAGAGGAAGGGGCCUGUGCGGGGGGAGAGGAGGAGAGUGAGGAGGGAGGUGGCAGCACGGCGGCUCAUCUGCUGGAGGCUCUGCGGCAGUUCCGCCUGCACCACCGGGGGCAGUACCACUCGGUGCUGGAGGAGUCCCUGGCCACCUACCACCUGCGGGGGGAGAGCACUGCGGAUGGACCAGGGGAAGGCAGGAGGACCUCCGAUGACGACAGGGAUGGCCAGCAGCAGCCCGCCUCCCCUCCCUCUCCCCCCUCGCCCCCGCCCUCACCCGCCACUGCAAAGCCGGAGGCCAGCAAAGAUGCGCCCGCCCCCGAGUCCGAUCCCUCCUCUGACUGAGCACCCCCUCUCCAUACCUACCUUCCCACCCGACCCCAAAGCUCUAGUCCAAAGUGCUUUGAUCUCUCCUCCUCUUUCCUUUAUCACAGAACUUGAAUAGACACAUCGGCCACUUCCGGCUCUAUCAUGGGCUGCAAAUUUAGCUUCCAUUGCCAUUCAUGAAUAUUUUAGUAAUGUAAUGGAAAUAAAAAUGGCCCCUCUGUCUAUUCAAGUUCUGUCUCCAAGCCACAUAUAUACCUUCCUCCUUUCUUUAGUUUCCCCUGUCCUUUGAUCACCUCAGCUUGGAUUCCCAAACUUGUCAGCCACUUUUACAACCUGAUCCCACAGACUGAUGUUUACCAUUAAAAAAAUAAAUAAAAAUCAAUAAGAAAUUAUUAUUAUGUGCAAAAGUGGCUGGUGAAGUAAAAAUAGACCUUGCACUCCAUGGCCUACAUCUACCAUUAUUGGCUUCUGGCUGAUUUCCGACUUGACCCCACCACACACACAAACACACAAACACACAAACACACAAACACACAAACAAACACACACACACACACACACACACACACACACACACACACACACACACACACACACACACAAACACUCACACCUGCUUACAGUGGACAACCUGACAAAGAAAAGGAGAGGAGACCCUCUGAACCGCAGCUGUGUUCAACACACUGCUCUCCAGGCCUACUCCAUCUACAGACUCGGAACACAUUCUUUUGCGUUGAUGUAUGUAUGUGUGUCUGCAUGAGUUUGAGUGACGGAGAAAGAGACCAAUCAUCACUACUGAAAUUUGUGUUUUUGGUAGUGGGUGAUACUUGAUUGUGUUUGUUAGCUCAUUCAGCAAUGUUAGGUUUUCCAAACCAGUCUGGGUACUGAAAAACUGGGCAGUUUAACCACAGAGGGACACUUGUGUAGGUGGGUUAGUGGCUGUAUACUAGUAGUUUGAGCGGCAUUUCAUUUAAAUUGCUCCCUCACCACAUCUCACCAUAUGCCGAAUUCCACAUCACCACAUUUUAGUACGCGGCCUCACAGUCACCAACGAAGGGGUUCACAUUUGUUCCUGGUUGUUAUUCAGGUGGUUGUGAAUGUGUCGGUAGCACUCAAGUAUACUGGUACCAGGUGCAAAAGGGGCCAUGCAAGCAACGUGUUUAAAUUAAAAUAAGACUAAAAGUCUAUAGCCACGCUAGCAACCUUGUAAGGCUGUAAUGCACUUUACACACCACAAAUCAAAAUUAUUGGAUGGAUGAAAAAAGGAGAGAAACCUUCACUAUGGUGGUGCCAGGUGAAAAGGCAUAUAGUUUCAAAAUCAGACAUAUAGUAUGGUUCUCUACAUUGUGUGAGGUGGCUCAACUUUUGUAUUGUCAGUGUUAGCUGUAAACUGUUGUUAGCAAAUCACUGAUACUGUUCCAUAGAGAUGGUUCCAUAAAAAGCUCAGGGAAGUGGCUGUGCUCUACUCUUUAACCCUGGUUGGGUGGUUAAACAGACGUAUGUUUGCCAAAACAACCAGUAAGUCAUCAUUCAUGAGGUCCUUUCUCUUGUUAAACCCUUCCGAUAUAGCAAAAAUCAAAGUUUUGUGUUGCUUGUCAAAAUUUAUUUUCGGGUGAGCAAUGGACUAAUUGUUGCCCCUUGUGGCCAUUGGGAGAAAAUCACCCACUACAACCUGCGGCAGUAGUGGGCAGCCCAUUGCAGCUUUGCGCACAACAAUGAAAACUUACUUGGAAUAGCAACACAAAUGUGAGAUGUAUCCUUUAUCAGAAGUUUGUAUUAUCGCGUUUACAAAGCUGAGGUUAAGUGCUGCUAUUUUGACGAAGUAAAUCUUACACAGAUGUAAGUUGAGCAAAGUCAAACUGUGUAGAGCUGAAGCUGAGAAGAUGAAAUAAAAUAAAAAAAAUCACUGUAAAUAUGAUUAAUGGUCUUGCUUUAGGUAACAAUAUGACCUUUCUUUAGCAGACACCCUCAGUCUAACACUUUUUUUUUUUUUUUUUUUAAACAUACGGCCGGCAUUACAUUCCUAAAGUCAUACUGCUAGCGUGGCUUAAAAGAUCAUAGCAUUGAAUCCACUGUAGGCAUUCAGCGUCCAACAUUAAGCACCUCUACAAUCGUUUAUACCUGGACAACAGUGGGUUAUGUGUGAGAUGGUUGUGUAUCUGUAAUCGGUUCCCACUGCUCAUGCCGACAGUCGCUGGUAUUAACCACGGCAGGAUGUGUUUCAGCUUGAUAAAAUCCCACACACAGUAUAUUUCAUUCCUCACAGGUUAUGACAUUGUCUGUUCAGAACAACACAAUCUGAAACUCUUGCCUCAUUGUGAAAGUUUAAUUUGAACAGACUGAACCUACAGUGCUCAUUCUUCUUUGAAAGCAGGUAGAGGGAUGUUGUCUAAGUCUGUAUAAAGCCCAGUUCCCAGUGACCCUGGUAAUGCAUGCACUGCACUUAUCUUUUCAAUAUCUAAGGCACUUAACUAUCAGAGGGGAGGUUAUGCUCAACACUGUGCGUAUGUAUGUAUGUAUGUAUGUAUGAGUUGUAUUUGUAUGCGGUUACAUGGGCCAAAUUAGUCCCACACAGUUAAUAUGACAAAUGAACAAAUAAAAAUGAUUUGAGGUAUAAUGCUAUGAUUUGUGUCAAGUGUAUGAGUAUUUGUGGAUGUAAUCUGACUGUAAGGCUGCGUUUCUUGUCUUUUGGUCCUGUCCUUUUGGACCUUGCAAAUGUGCAGGGUUGGGAUUAGAGAUACAAAAAGAAAUCUCUGACAGAAUCCAAGGUAAAGUGGUGGCAUUUGAUACAGGACCAUUUCCUGAAACUGAAAGUGGGAUUUUUCGUUGUCUCAGUUUUAUUUAAUGUGUUGUAAAUGUUUCUGUUUAGGCUGUGUAGUUUUCAGCUCAAGCAGAAAAUAAAUCCUCACCUUCCUUUCCCUCCCCUGCCAGCUUUUAACUCUAGCCUUGACUCGUAAUUUCAUCUCAGAUGCUGCCUAAAGACAUUUUAAUGUCUCCUUUUAAAACAAUAGCCGCAAAAUAAAUUGCUGCAUUGCAUGAGCUGGCGGCGAUGAGAGGAGGGUGAGCUGCGUAGAUUAUAGGGACUCCAUUCUCUCCAUUUCUCCCCUGUUUUUCAGUCUGACACUUGGCCUUGAUUCUCUGCAAGGUGAGUCAUCCCAGGUCUGGGUUCUGGUUGUGUUUUAAAGUACAGGCUGGUCAGGGGAAUGUCCCGGUCUUUCACCAUUAUCCAUUCAAUUUGAGUAGAUAAAAAGAAGGCAGUGAGGUUCAAAGUUUGCCAUUACUUAAGGCACCAGGAGCAGUAUGUUAACUUCUGUGUGCAGGAAAAGGCGCAUGAACAAAAAAAAACCUAACCCACAGCUCUCUCUAUCUUUUCCUUUUUACUCCCCCAGAGUGCCGGUGAGCUGGAAGACCCCUGGUAGCUGUGGCAAAGACCCCCGUCUCCUCCUGGUGAUCGGUGCAUCUGCCCAGAGGAGGAGUGUCUCUCCAUUGCGACAUGUCUUUCUCCACUAAAGGAGGACAUGUGGUGUGUGUUGGAGUGAGUGAGUGUGCGUAUGUUGGUUGUGUGUGUGUGUGUGUGUGUGUGUGUGUGUCCGCGUGUGUGUCUGCAGCAGUGGGACAAAGACGACAACAACAACAACAACUACAACUACACACAUGCAUACUGCUUUAAACCUGGAGGAAAACAAAAAUCAAUUUUCAGAAAUGUCAAGAUUUUAUGACCUGAAGCAUUGUGAUGGUAGAGAUGAUUAUUUUUUUUUUUAACCAUUGAGGUGUUUUUUUUUUUUUUUUUUUUUUUUUUUCUUGAAUGUUGACAGAACACCUGACUUCACAAUGACUUAAGGACCUAUAGUGUGUGCGUAUGUUUGUGUGUGCGUGAGAGUGUUUGUGUGUGAGUGUUUUGAGGAGGGCCAAGAGAAGACGGAUGGUGGAUAAAGACUUUGUAUGUAACUCUUCUUCUGGACUUUUAUUUUUUUGUGCUCCUGGGUCUGAUAUUUGCCUAACACCUUUGCUUCUCCCCUCUUAAAAGACACACACUCUCUCUCUUCUCUCUCUCUCUCUCUCUCUCUCUCUCUCUCUCUCUCUCUCUAACACACACAGACACACCAUGAAAAACCAUAAACACCCCUCACCCACUUCCACCUGUGCACGUAUGUGAUGUGCCACCUUCGCAGGGCACUGCAUGAGGACUUUGGUUCUACAUGUACAGCUACGUGGUUUUCUAGUCGACCCGGAUGGACAUCCAUUGGUGGAGACUAACUCAACCCGAAAGACCUCUGCAUUCUGAUUGGCUCCUGCCGUGUGAGAAGUGGAAAUGAUUUGGAUUUUAUUUGUUUUGUUUUUUGUUGUUGUUGUUGUUGAUACUAUUAGGAUGAUGACGAUGAUAAUCACGAUGGGGGGGGGGAUGGGAGGUUAACUAGUUCACUGAAGAGCCGAGUGCAAGUUGGACUCAUGGAGCGGGGGGGGGGGCGGGUGGGGAUUGGGGCUGUUGUAUCACUGGUUGGAUUUCCUGUAGGAGGAGGGUUAGGGCAGGGGGGUUGUGGAUCAAACAAGCUUCCCCACCUCCCUCCCCACCAUCAUUGUUGGAAGUACACAUGACGGCGGACUGUCCCGACAGAGGAAAGUUUUUAUUUUUUUUUUUUUUUUUUUUAUGUUGUCCAUAAGGUUACUAGCUGCUCGGUAUGUAGAGUGAGUGAACUCCCUGUUUUAACCCUGUUCCUGGUUCUCAGACUGCAUUGGUAAUGUUUGUAUUGCUGUUGUUUGAUUGCACUCACAUUUGAUUACAGAAAGCGUCUAUAUAUGAAAUAAAAUACCUGCCAAGGA